AUGCCAAGUGCCAGUGGCAAUGCUGGCGGUUCACCGACAGGAGGAGGAUCACCUUUGAGUCCUUCAAGUACCCAAAUUCCAGUUCCACCAUCCACUUCCCAAAGUCCUGCUGCUGGUGGCAAUCCUCCAGUUACUGACAGCAUGCCAACGACUGCUACAACGGCCAGCAAUCCUACAUCUAAUCCAGCAGCAGUUGAUGGAAGAAAUCAAGGGGAUGCUCCUAGUCAGCCAAAUGAUGGUGCACCCUCUCUUGCACCAGAACUCACAGUUGAACCAACCUUGGAACCAUCAGUGACAACAACAUCAGAACCCACCGCUGCGCCGACCCCAGAUCCCACAACCGAGCCAACAGCAGAACCAACCCCAAGUCCCACAGCCGAGCCUACGACUGAGACAACUCCUGAUCCCACUCUUAGCAUCAACACUUCACCAAAAACACCCAACCCAACAACUGAACCAACAGCACAACCUUCAGCUGACAUGACACCAGACUCUACACCUACUGCAUCAGUUACUUCAAUUCCCACAACUCAACAAGACCCUAGUCCAACACCCAAUUCAUCUCCAGAACCCUCAUUACUACCAUCUUCCGUUGGAUCAAGUACUUCUUCACCUAGUGCGUGCACACCACCAUUUGUAUCAACAGAAUCGGAAUAUGCUGUCACAUUUAAUGGUGAUCUCUCAUCAGUUCCUGACAGCAACUUGACUACAGCCUUCAAGAGUGCUCAUGAGACACUGCCCCAGGACGAAUGUACACCAUGGCUCGAUAAUGUUGUGGUUCAAAGUAGAUCGGUUGGUGCUGGAAGUGGCCGAAGAUUGCAACAAGAAUCUACCACUUUGGUCAUCUUCCUGACAAACUCUACUCAUCCCACUGAUGUUGUGUUUCUUGGAACCACAGUAAGAGAAACAGCAUUUCUCGAAGCCUUCACUAUCUCCCUCGAUACUCCAGGGGUUUCUGCGGCUUCAAUUACAUUUCAAAGUCAGCAACCAUCUGUCACCCCAGGAAACCCAUCUGGUUCUCCCACAACAGUCACCCCAAAACAGGACUCCAGGAAGUCCUUCUGUCUCUCCCACCACCGGCAGUCCAACAAGGCACCCCACUGUUACCCCGGGAAGUCCCCUGUCUUCCCACCACCGGACAUCCAACUAGUGGUACGCCUACAGUGA
This is a messenger RNA of Seminavis robusta, 1167 nucleotides long. The record is from the annotation of a GenBank genome assembly. NCBI's taxonomy places the organism in Eukaryota, Bacillariophyta, Bacillariophyceae, Naviculales, Naviculaceae.